Molecule: messenger RNA, 1246 nt
Organism: Temnothorax curvispinosus
Lineage: Eukaryota; Metazoa; Arthropoda; Insecta; Hymenoptera; Formicidae
Product: glucose dehydrogenase [FAD, quinone]-like
Exons: 2
Coding region: 1-1119 (372 amino acids)
Molecular function (GO): oxidoreductase activity, acting on CH-OH group of donors; flavin adenine dinucleotide binding
Source: RefSeq, a predicted model, not a curated record
AUGAGCAGCAAUAGGGCAUAUUUGAAGCCCGCGCGAGAUCGCAACAAUCUUCACGUAACUCUUGAGAGUACGGUGACAAAAGUGCUGAUCGAUCGUAUCACAAACCGUGCAGUCGGCGUGGAGUUCAUAAAAAAUGGUCGAAAUAUCUCCGUGUUUGCGAGUAAAGAAGUGAUUCUGUGCGCAGGUGCAAUUAAAUCACCUCAAUUGUUGAUGCUUUCCGGAAUUGGACCAGCAAAACGUCUUAUGGAACUAGGCGUAAAUGUUAUCCGAGAUGCGCCAGUCGGCGAAAAUCUUAUGGAUCACCUAAUGUUUUAUAGAUUGGCAUGGAAAAUAAACACAUCGAUAAGUUUACAACCACUCGGACUGUUAAAUCCUAUUAAUCCAUAUGUAGCAGACUUUUUAAUAAAUCGAACAGGACCGUUAACGACUCCGGGCGGAUGCGAGGCUCUCGGUUUUGUCAACACAAAACAUCCAGAGGAACAUCGCGGUCUACCUAAUAUCGAAUUAUUGUUUAUUGGUGGUACACUUAAAGAUAUUACUAUUCCAUUAAUGUUAAAUCUUAAAGAUCGAAUAUCUCGUGAGUGGACUAAAUAUAGUGAGAGCUAUGGCUGGGGCAUUGGGCCAAUAUUGUUAAAACCAAAAAGUCGUGGACGGAUAACGUUAUUGGCUAAUGACAUUAAUGUUAAACCAGAGAUCGUAUCGAAUUAUCUCGACGACCCAGACGAUAUGAAGACAAUGAUUGCUGGGAUUAGAACUGCGUUAAGUAUUGGUCGGACAAAGACGAUGCAAGCGUUCGGUUCUCAAUUGUUAAACAUUACUUAUACGGAAUGCAACAAUUACGAAUAUGACUCUGAUGCUUAUUGGGCAUGCGCGAUAAGGAUGAUAUCUUCCUCGAUUUUUCAUUAUUCUGGAACUUGCAAAAUGGGAGCGAGAAGAGACCCGACCGCUGUCGUCGAUCCUAAAUUAAAGGUAAUCGGUAUUCAAGGAUUGCGAGUAGCAGAUGCAUCUAUUAUGCCCGAAAUUGUAUCGGGACAUCUAAGUAUACCUGUUUACAUGAUCGCCGAAAAAGCUGCAGAUAUGAUCAAAGAAGAAUGGGGAUACUUAAAGAAGUCACAAUAGACAUGUGUAUUUUUCAAAGUAAUUGCACCAUUUUGCAGUUUCUAUAAGUAGCACGUUAAUUUAGUAUUACAGCGGUGUUGAUUGAUAUCGCAAGUGAAAUAAAUUUUCAAGAUUUCCAAAUAAGUAA